GACGAUUGGAUUGUAUUGAGGGGGGUACAUCUACAUUGUUUCUAAGAGUGAGGACGAUCGGACUGUAUUUACUGUCCCUUUGUGAAGUGGAAGUUUAUGGCGGUAAAUGUGCUUCUCUUUUGGAUGAUACUAUCUGUCUAUUUGUUUGCUUAUGUGACCACGGCUGGUACGGACGAGACUGUGAGCAUCGAUGUAACUGUGCAGACAGCAACGAGGUUUGUUUUGUGGCCUCGGGUGGCUGCCCUUCUGGCUGCGCUUUGUGUUUGGCCGACACCCAUGACGUCAAUGUUUGCCAUCAUGUCAACGGCACCUGUCUGCUUGGUUGCCAGAUUGGAUUUAAAGGACCUUGGUGUAAUAUGACUUGCACUCCAGGUACCUACGGCCACGGGUGCAACUACAUGUGCUCCCAACUGUGUGCGCCAGACGUCAGCAACAGCAGCAGCCCAGCUUGUCAUCAUCUUCAUGGUGUCUGCCUCAAUGGAUGCCAGGCGGGCUACAAAGGGCAGAUGUGUAAUCAAAUUUGUCCCCCUGGACAGUUCGGUCAGGAUUGUAGCUUGACCUGUGCCCAGUCUUGCUUGCCCGACAACAGAAAGAUCCACAUAUGUCAUCUUGUCACUGGCAGAUGUCUGCUGGGAUGUCUGCCUGGCUAUGAGGGCGCCCGCUGCAACCAAACUUGCAAGUCUGGACUCUACGGUGUUCUCUGUAAGUUACAGUGUCCUCAGUUCUGCAGCUGGGACCCCACGGGUACACCCAGCUGUGACCACGUGACUGGGUUAUGUGUGGGUGGGUGCCAGCCUGGAUACACAGGAGAGAUGUGUAACACACUCUGCCAGCCAGGCAUGUACGGACCGGACUGCUCCUGUGUGUGUUCCGAGCUGUGUGCAGUCAACAGUGACGGAAAUCACCAGUGCCACCACAUCACUGGAGCCUGCCUCCGUGGAUGUCAGAGAGGCUACACCGGAGCCUGGUGCAACAACACCUGUGAGGAUGGUAGCCAUGGAGACAGAUGUAGCCUUCCGUGUCCCGAGUUUUGUGACGUCAGCGACAUCGAUGUCCCCGCCUGCCACCACAUCGACGGCACCUGCAGCCAAGGAUGCCAGGAUGGCUACCAGGGGCCAACCUGUAAUAAAU
Candidula unifasciata is the source of this 1131-nucleotide messenger RNA. The record is from the annotation of a GenBank genome assembly. Lineage: Eukaryota; Metazoa; Mollusca; Gastropoda; Stylommatophora; Geomitridae.